AUUGUCCCUUGACACAAGUGUGGCAGCACCCGGUGUUACUAACUGUUCUUCAUUUUGAGCAGCCCUUUUGCUUUGGAAUUAAAGACCUUCAGACUGGGGAUUAUUGGGCACAUGGUUUUCUGUUCUGCUGUUUUCUUUGUUUGAUUCUUUUUUCUACAUUUUACUCAUUGCUGUAAACUUUGUACCCCCAGAACUUUUGUUUUAGGGAGUGCUUGAACUACUAAGCUGAAAGGGCCACUUUGUCAAAUUUGUAGUAUUAUAAAAUGUAUUCUAAUGAGAUUGAGAACUGCAGCACUAUAUUUUCUUUUUUUCAUGUUUUUGUUAUUUGGUAGGAUAGGAAUUAACACUGCCACUAAGAAAAAGCUUUCCAUCUUUUUUGUGUAUAAAGUGUUCUUAAAUUACCUCCUAUGCCCUGAGUGUCUGCAGUGGGGCUUAGUUGGAACUCUACCACCAUUAUUGGUAUCUAUAGAUGUACUUUGAGAAACAAAGAGAAAUAAAAAAGUUACCAUUUUUUAAAUUUUUUUUUAAAACGUUUAUUUAACAGAGAGAGACACAGCGAGAGAGAGAACACAGCAGGGGGAGUGGGAGAGGGAGAAGGAGGCUUCCUGCUGAGCAGGGAGCCUGAUGCAGGGCUUGAUCCCAGGACCCUGGGAUCAUGACCUGAGCUGAAGGCAGACACUUAACAAAGUCCCACCCAGGCGCCCCGAAAAGUUAUCAUUUAGGGUCAUGGGAUGUUUAUGGGCGGCAGGACCCUUUGAGAUUAUUUUGUUUAACUUGUUCUUUUUACAUGUGAAAAACAAGCCCAGGAAAGUUAAGUGACACAUUCAAGGCCAUAACAGCCAGCAGGAUAGGGACCCUGGUCUCUCAAUUCGGAGACUAGCAACUAGAUUGCUUCCCAGCACCGCUGUUGGAUUUGACAUAGAAAGGUUUUGAGAUGAUUGUUCUCAAUUCAAAAGAAUUUCUUCUUUUAUUGGGAUAACUUUACUGCAUACUCCGUACAAAUAUGGGUCUUUUUUCAGGGAUAAGUCCAUUUCCUAAACAAUCUAAUUCUCAUUUGUGUCAUGGUAAAGAUGACAAGCCAGUAGCAGUUGUAAGAGUUGUUUGUGAAUCUAUGAUUUAUUUUUUGCUUAUACCUCAAACUAGAUAUUUAUCCACUGUGCUCACCCAGUAGGUUGGUUAUAAGUCAUUAGUAAGGAUUAAGCUAUAAAUCCCUGUCUUCAUUUUAUGAGCAUAUGUAACUCACUGUUUUCUCUUCAAGUUUACUUAACGCUUUAAUGUAAAAAUUUUUAUGGUUGAGGCAGAGAGCUGACAUUUGGAAAGAUACUGAUAAAAAUAAAGGGCUAAUACACUUACCAGUUAUUCUUUAUUCCUAUUUGGAUCUUGGGAAAAUAUUUUUUAAAAUGUUUUAACAGAAGAAAUACAUAUUUACUGUAAAAAAAAAAGUAACAACGUAUAAGUUGUUUGUGAUCUUCUCACUCAGGGUAAUACUGUUAAUAUUUGGAUUACAUUCUUUCAAACAGUUUUCCUAUGUUCAUAUUUUACCAAAAUUAAAGAGUUUUGAUGUUUAGUUUGAUGAACUAUCCCAGGCAGCCUUCUUUGUAGAGUUAUGUUUCUCUACACCAUCAUUUUAAUUGGUCCAGUGUAUUUAGAAAUUUAAAGAACUUGAAUGUCUUGUUAAAAUUUUGUUCUGUUCCUGCAGUCUGUAACAUUACCAAUAUUUUUUUUUUUAAGAUUUUAUUUAUUUAUUUGACAGAGAGAGACACAGCGAGAGAGGGGACACAGGCAGGGGGAGUGGGAGAGGGAGAAGCAGGCUUCCCGCCGAGCAGGGAGCCCGAUGUGGGACUUGAUCCCAGGACCUUGGGAUCAUGACCUGAGCCGAAGGCAGACGCUUAACGAGUGAGCCACCCAGGCGCCCCCAUUACCAAUAUUUUGAUAGAUGGCUAAAAUAAGAGUUUGGUGGUGCAAGCUAGUGAGCUGAGAAUAAUUUUAAUCUGCUGCUCUAGACUUACAUCUAAAUAUUACUUCAACUCUGAUGGUUCCAGCCGAGGUACUCCCUGUUCUGGGUGACUCAACUGCAGAUACUGCUCAGAAACUCGAGGACCCAGGAUGGGGCAAGGAGAAAAGGAGAGAAGUCUGUUUUGUUUCAACAGCCAAUGUGCUUAGUUGUUUUACAGGUUGAAAGUUCUUAGAAUUAUAUUUUUACGAAAUAGAAGAUUCAAGAGGUGUUUGGCUUUUGAAAAUUAGAAGUUAUUUGGGGGGAACCAAAGCUUUAAAAAUCUGUUUUGACCGAUGCCAGUUUACAGCACAGAGGCAUGCAUAAGAAAUGUAACGGCACUGUUUUCCUUGAAGAAUAUCUGGAACCAGUCUAUGUGAUUAUUAAUAUUGCCUCUUCAUGAUGCAGAUCUGUUUAGUAAAUGUGUGUUUGUGCAUGAUCCUGUGUUUAGAACAAAUCUUGAAUUAAGGCCAUGGGGAUGGAAAGGAGUGGGAUUUGUUAGAGACACCGCGGGAGUUGAGUACGUGGGCUACAAGUGCUAAUGGAACAACAGGUGGAAGGUCAGAUGUAGUUGUUUCUGGGGGUUCAAGUCUGAGCUCUAGAAUAAUGGGGGUGUUGUUACUGAGAGAGGCAACAGGAUAAAAAAUAAACAUGUAAGUUUACUGAGAACAUCUUACUCAUCUUCGUUACUCAAAUAGCUGUUUAUAUGUAGUAAGACUCAAUUAUUCAUUGGGUUGAAUGGGUUCUAUCUUAGACAUGUGAAGUUUGGGAGGGGUACCACCCUUAUAAAUGAAACAUAGGUCAGGAAUUUGAGAAAAGAUGGGGGCUGGGACAGGUGUUUUUGUUUUAAAUCAGCUUUCAGAUAUAAUUUGCAUAUCAUACAAUUCACCAACUUAAAUUGUACAAUUUAGUGGUUUUUAGCAUAGUCACAGAGUUGUGUAACCAUCACCACAAUCAAUAUUAGGACAUUUUUAUUGCCCCCAAAAGAAACUCUGUUAGCAGUCACUUCCAGUUUUUCCAGCUCUCACUAAGGAACCGCUAAUUCACUUCCCAACUCCAUAGAUUUGCCUAUUCUGGCUAUUUUAUAUAUAUGAGAACUUAUAUGGUUCCUUGUAACUGGUGUGUUUUACUUACCAUAAUAUCUUCAAGGUUCAUCCAUGUUUUAUCACAAAUCAGUAUUUCCUUCCUUUUUACAGCCAAGUGAUAUUCCAUUGUACGGAUGUACCGCAUUGUUUAUCCAUUCAUCGGUUGAUGGCCUUAUAAGCUGUUUCCAUUUUUUGGCUAUUGUGAAUAGUGCUGCUCUGAACAUUUGUGUACUAGUUUUUGUGCAUAUAUACCUAGGAGUGGAAUUGUUGGCUCGUGUGGUCACCUAUACUUAAAGGGACAGUUUUGAGUCAUCCACAUAUAAAGACUGCAAAAACGAUGAGAUCAUCUGAAAAGUGAAGCCUGGGAGGCGUGUCAAGGAUUAAACUUUUGAGAACACUCAUACCUUAGUGGCAGGUAAGGGAGAGGAGCUCUUGAGCAUGUGGUGGCAAGAGAUCCAGGGAGCUGAUCUCCAUCAACAAACCUGCUCUUCUACAGUAUCCUUUCCUGCACUUACUCUUCUGGUCUGUAUGUGGUGUGAUAACCAAAAACUGGAUUGUAUCUGUUGUUGGGAAAGGGAAACUGAACCAAAUGAAAAUGAGGACCUCCUCCCCUUUUUUGGCAUCCAAUAGUAAUUCUACUUUAGCUGUUAACCCCCACAUGCACACACAGACACUAAGUGGCCUAAAAUCUAAAGUGCCUCUAAAAAUAUCCAGGAACUAGAGGAGAAAGGGGAAGAUUGUAGCUCCAGAAAGGAUACGUUUUUGUCAGCACCAUUUAUGAAAGUGUCUCAUUUGAUUCUCACCAUACUUCUGGACACAACAGUUUCUCUCUCCUUGCUGCUUUUUUGGAUCCAGAUUUUUUCAUCAGCUUUCCUGUGUUCUCUAAACUUAAUGGACCAACAGUCUGAUUUCCUAUAAUUUCUAGUAUUUAAAUUAGUACUGUCAUGUUAUAUACUUUUACCUUUGGGGAAGAGUCCUUCAAAACAUUAAGGACACCCAGUUUGAAAGCAUAGGAAUGUGCGUAAGUAAACUACCCACCACAGGUUGGAAAACCAGAAGAAAGGCAGAAUGGUCCAAAGUGAAAGGACCUGUCAUCUGUCCCGCCUCAGCCCCCAGCUUCAGUCUUGAUAGCACAUGUCAAUGGAUGGGAUCUUCUGUGCAAGGAGGAAAGGUUGUAAACCCAUGAAUAAUCAAGGAGCAGGUGCUUCUUGACCUGGAGGUAGAGCAAGUGCCUUUUGUAUAAGUGACGUAUGGGCUCCCCCCCAGAAAAUCAGGGCAGGAAUAGAGACAGGGUCCAAGGAAACUGGAAGGCAGCUAUGCUCACCACUAUACCACCAACGCAGCGUCCAAGGAAACUGAAUUGUAAAGAUUUACAUGGUGUAUUGGAGAGUCCCUCCUGCUCAGAAAUCUGAAUGUGAUCAGUGGAGAAAAGGGUGAACCAUUUGAUGUAAAAGACUUGACUCCAUAAUCUUCCAUCUGCCCUAAUGCUGUCAUCCGGAGUAGAGACUCAGCCAGUUCCACUUGAUUCCUCCAUGUCUGCCGUGGUACAGGAAUUAUACUCUGAACUCCCUGUGAGUGUCUCCAAAGAGCUUCAUGCUGACCCUGAGCCAAGUGUGAUUCCAGAUGUAAAACCUGGAGCCUCAAGCUCUCUUAUAAGUCAGAGUAGGGCAGUGCCCUUGGAGCUGCAGAGGACUCGUGCGGAAAGUUUUUGUGAAGAAACUUCUGGCGCCUUGGAUCAUGGGGGUGAGCCUGGGCGGUGUGGGCUGGUGGACUCCACAGCAGGAGGUUCUGUGGCUUCUGGGAUCUUGGAUAGGGAAGAGAAAACCAAGAGCAUGGAGCUAAAGGUCUUCAGAGAUCAAGGGGACCAGGCGGAAAUUGUAAGAGACCCCUGUGAGGGAGCAAAGGAAGACCCACAUCAACAUUCCACAGCUACUGAAGAAAAGAUCAGCCCAAGUCAGGAAGACCUCCUGAUGCAGUCAAGCAAAGAACGUUUAUGCACGGGCUUCCCUGAAGACUGUCUGAGGAGCAAAGGAAAUGUACAAAUUAAAACUGGAACUCUGCUAAAAUCUACUGAAGAAGUACAAGGUAUGAAGGUCAAUGGGACUAAGACGGAUUAUAAUGAAGGACACAAGAAUGGCAAUGUGAGUAAAGGUCUCUCAGCUGGGUGCAGCGAAUACCCAGAAAUAGACAAAAUCAUGACCAGUGGUGAGGUUUCAGAAACCAGCACAUUAGUUUCCCUAGAGCCUUUAACCUUUGUGGACCCUGGAUUAACAGAAGCAACUUCUAAAGAAAAAGAAUGUGAAGAAUUAAAAACUUGUCCUUCUUGGUUGUCAUUGUUACCAGGGAGCAGUGCCAUUUCCAAAGUGAACAAUGGGAAGGAAGAGGUGUGUAAGUUAAACCUUGUCUGUGAAGCAGAUGACAAUCACCAACAGAUUCUCAGCCACCAUAAUGAAAAACACAGUUCUGCCCAUGGCAGUCCCAAAGCCACGAGAAAUGUAGUUGUUGUAGAACCCUUAGAAGAAAACUCUGGCAUUUCAUAUUUCUCAAGUUUGUCUGGUCCAGAAUCCAGGACACCAUCCUUAGAAACAAGUGGUUUUGAAGGUGAUGGCUUGCCAAAGGGAUCUGCUGAAAAGACAGACAAUUCCUGUUUUGAUGGAGAUGGUCAAAGCAAGAACGUGGCUACUAGAAAAGAAAAUGAACAGUUUUUGAACCCCAGGAGUGAAAGAGGGGAACUCUUUCUUGUUAAUGCCAGGCAACCAGAAGAGGAUGCUAGUGGUCAUUGUCCUGGUGAAAAAGAGACUGUUGCCGCCCCCAAAGAGAAUAUCCAUGGUAACUCUUGUGUUCAAGGCAGUAUCCAUACAGACAGCCCUAGUUCUUCAGUGCCUGGUUCUUUCACUGAAGCCACAGAAGUAAUGUUAAAAAAAAAUUAUCUGAAAAUCACUUUAGACAUUCAGGGUAGCUUGACAAACCAUGAGGACCAUAGAGAAACUUCUACUGAUAUGAGCCAUUCAGGCAGACACUCUGAAGAGAGCAGUUUUUCCUCCUUAAUGCAGAUUGAAGAGCCAGAACAGACAACCACUAUAGAGGCCAAUAUGGUAACUGAAAAGAUUUACAGUAAAGACUCUAACUCAUUCCGCUCCCAGAGAAAUCUGGAAGACGACACCCAGUUAAGUGAAGCAUCCUAUAAUGAAUUUCUGAUUGAAAGAAAAUCCCUUGUGAGUUUAAAGCGUGAGGACCAGAUAAGUCUUAUGAAUGAGAUAUCAAAACCCAAGAAAGAUAUUGCUCAGUUACCACCAUCCCUAGAAUUUGAUUACAAACCUGAGUCAGAACAAGCUAUACAGACCGCACAGGAUGAUAGUUCACAUUUAGAUGAACAGAACAUAGCCUGUGAGAUGAAUAAACUUCCUUGUACCAAUGAAUUGGUUUUAAACAAAAUAGAAAGUGAAUGUGUUUUAAAUCAAGUGCCCCUUAAUUCUCAAGACCACGCGAAGUUGCCAGCUAACAAAGAGAUGCCUUUAGCAACAAGCGAGGAUUCCCAACAGAGCCAUCACCCUCCAUUAGAGGAUGGAGCAGAUGUCAUUGCUCAUACCCAAACUGUUCCCAUGAAGACAAAAAUGAAAGACAUCGCUCCAUCAGGUGACAAAUCCUGUGGUGCCUCUUCAAACAACCCCACCUUAAACAUCAAACCAGGAAGCCUAGAAAGGAAAAACGAACUGGCUGAUUCUGGAAUAGUCGAUCUACCUUCCAGACUUCUCUCAAGCAAGAAAGAAGCAGCAGGCUUGCCUCAAGAGGUCUCUGUUAUGGAAUGUCAAAGUGUUCAAUCUCAGGAUCUCUCUAGCUGUCAUUGUGUAAAUAAAAAUGCGCAAGAAAAGAGCGUGUGUUCUGCUUAUGCUGCUUUUGAGUCCAGCAGAAUCAUCCCAAAAGUUGAAAACUCUUUGUUGACCAAGUGUGAAGAUGCAUUUCAGCACAGCAAUCACCACUCCCAAGGAAGAGAAGACUCCACAGAAAGUAGCACGCAUAAAGUGAGUUACACAUCAGAGGGAAGUGAACUUGCUGAGGAAGAAACUAAAGGCAGCCUCCCAGGAGAUAAGAUGCGAAAUGAAAUGCCAGGAAGCGUAUUAAAUAGUGAAGCUUCAGACAAGACCAUUCCCACCACCAGUCACACCCAGCCCAGUGAGGAAUGGUUGGAAGGAAAGGAACAGGAUGUACCUAAAGAGACUGUGUUUUGCAAGUAUAACAUCUCUGACUGUGUCACAUCAGAACUAAACUUAUCUGCAAACAUUCCAAGCCCUGAAAAAUUGUUGGACCAGUCUCUAACUGUUAUGCUCUCCAGUUUCAAAAGCAUAAGCCAAGCAGUUGAAACUCUUGAUCAGAAAACAGAUAAAGUCCUUGACUGCCAGAGUAACCAAAAUAGACCAGAUGAAGGCAGAAAUGAAGAUAAACCAGCUAAGGAGACACUAGAUGGUGACAAGAGAGAGACUGUCACAGAACCUAACAGAGAGGUAAGCCACAACCAAAAGGAUCUGCUAGUUAGUUCAGCCAGUAACAACCCAUUGUCCAGUGGUAGUUCAAAGAAAGGCGAUUUGAAAGGAGACUCUGAACAUAUUUCUGUUUGUGAGGAGUCCACAGAUGGCAUGGUAGACAUCAUCUACACGAACUGCAGUAAUGAGUCUACAGAAGGCAUGUUAGACUUAAGAGCAUCUAGUACCCUUGACGGUGGUGCAGGGCAAGAUGGACUGACAUUACAGGAAACCUCAGUGAGUACUCUUUCUCAGAGAAGAGAACUGAGUGCUGCAUUUAUCAAAAUGAUUGGCCAGGACUCAGAUUUCCCAGAUGCUACUUCCUCUACAGGGGAGCCUCUGGAAAUUAAAAAAUCAUGUGAAGAGAAAGUAUGCAGAUCAUUAAAAGAUUGUGAAAUGGAAAUGUGUACAGACUCUUGUGCCCAUGAGCUAGAGUCUAUUGCAGAUCAUGAACCAAAUAUAAGAACAUUGGGUAGAGUAAAUGUGUCCUUAGAUUAUAGUCAUCAUGAACAGCUAGUUAAAGAAGCAUCCCUUAGAGAAACAAAAGGAAUGAUCGAAGGAUCAAGACUGGAAAUAAUUUCUGAGUUUGACAAGGACAAUACCUUUGGAAGUUCCUCAAAAGAGUUGCUGUCUUCUGGAUGCCCAAAUGAGAACCCUGUUCCUGUAGGGAGCCUGAAAUCCAUUGAGAUAAUGCCUUCGUAUCUGUCUUCUCACAAAAAUUCAGAAAGUAAUGUUAAUAGUGAAGAAACUGACCUGAAAAAUCUUUUUAAACCGAAAGAUGGUGAAAUGCUUUGUGAAAACGUGGAGCACCACACAGUCCUGCUUGAGAAGAAGGAAGGAGAACCAGGGGAUGGGAGUAAUUCUGGUAAAGGAGUCAGAAUAGACAUUGGUAUGCAAAAUUUGCCUUUGACAAUGGAAACAGAAACUAAGUUGAGAGGAGAAAAAACUGAAGAACAUCAGAGGGGACCCAUGGGUCACGUAACUGUCAGGGAAGAGUCUGAGGAGAUGAUUACCAGAGAGGCUGGUCAUGGUGAUAAAGGAAGAGAGAUUUUUCAGUCCCAUUCUAAAUCCCAGAGGAUGCUUGCUGAUCUUGAAGAGCAACAAAGGCAGAGGGCUUUGGACUACAUGUUGCAGAAUGAAGAGGAAUAUAUCCAUCAAAAAGAAGCAUACACGAUAUUGGAACAAUGUACAUCAUCUGACAUUUUACCAGAUGAGCUGAAAGAUAAGAACCAAGCCAAGUAUUGCAAAGGUGAGUCCACCAUGAUGAAGAAAAUCACCCUGGCACAGCUGGCCACGGGCGGCGGUGCUGCACAGUUCCGAAAGUUGGAGGAUCCAUUAAAAAGGGCCAUGGAGUCGUACACAGGCCCUUGCCUUCGUGUUGCCCCUCAGAAAGCACAAGACCCCAACUCUGCUGGGUGUGGUGAAAUACACGGUGCCUUUGGGAACACUUCACACCAGAAAAGAGUGCUUCCCUUAAAGAAGCAGCCCCAUCGAACAUGUAAGAAAGUUUCCUGUCAGGAGCAACUCAAGAUGGGGAAAAAAAUAAGUAAAAUCAGAAGUUCUGCCUUUUUAAAGAGUUCCUCUGAAACCAUCCCCACAAAAGCACACCGAUUUCUCAGUUCGUGUGCUGUGCCUGCACCCGCACAAUCGGAACCCGGAACAGAACCAGCCAGGAGCUUAAUGAGCCACAUACCAAAGCAGAAGGUGACUCCGUGCCAUCCCUUGAGGAGCCUGAAUGUUAGGAAGCCUACCAAAGAAUCAGCCUUACUCAGCAAGCUGUCCAUUCUCGCCUCCAAACUGGUCCCAGCCACAAAGACCCAGAAACUAAGAUACCGGCGUUGUUCCUCGGAACUUCUUCCAGUGGCUAAAAGCUACAAGCGGCUCAGAUACAAAAGGCUUCUGGAUGGCUUUUCAUACAAUACAAUGCAGCUAAAUCCAUAUUUGGCAGCUAGUGGAUGGGAUAAGAGACCCAACAGUAAGCCCUUGGCACUUUAUUCGCUAGAAGCCAUCAAAAUGAGCUUCAUAGAUUUGAGCAACAAGGUGCCAUCACUGCUGUUUGGUUCCGAAAUUUUCCCGGUAUCUUUUCACAUGAAAUCGGGCUCUGAGUGCAUGACCGAGUCCCCAAGGACUUUUCCUGAGCACUGUGCUCCAGCCAGGCUCACCUUAGGAGAGGCCCCCAGGUGCCUGUCUCAGCCUCCCAAGUGGACCUUUUCUUUCUUCUUGUCCCACAGUUGUCCUGGGAUGGCCACAUUCAGGGAAGACACUGGCCUCCAUGGUCAGGCAUGUGCCCAGGCUCCUUCACAGUCUCCAGGUCCUCUCCAAGACUAUGGAGGCACUGCCAUAGUCCAGACCAGAGCAGGCUGCUCUGUUCUUGGCCUUCACACACUUCUAGCACUUUGUUCUCCUGGAUGUUACCGAAUCUGGACAAAAAAACGGAGCUUCUCUAGUCACAUGCCUACCAUGCAGAGGCUCUUCAUGACCCAGUUUACACAGGGCUUAAAAGGGUUAAGAUCUCCAGCCUCCAUAGCAGACAAGGUCUUCUGUUCUCUUCCCUACUCGGUGGGCCGAGUGCUAUCCAUUUGGAGCCAGCAUGGGCCUUCUGCCUGCCCCUUCGGAAUCUCUCCUCUUCAUUCCACUCACGGCAAGUGGCAGCCGACUCUGAGCACCACGAGCAGCCACACCAUGUUACCGUAUGUGCCUCUUCCAGGCAUGGAAGCUACUUAUAAUACCAGUGGCAGUCAGAUGAGACUAGAGCCUCCAUUCCCUGCCUUGGUACCAAAGUCUUGCUUGGUAACAGACUCAGCUGUCAGCAAGCUCUUGCUUUCAGCCUCCGAGUUCCAAGUUCCUGAAUUUGAUGAGCUGGAUACUGUGGCAGCGGCAUGCCCCCAUCCACAGAGCAGCCCUCCAGAACAGAAAGAGGCUGAGCCAGAGAAGAGGCCAAAGAAAGUCUCACAGAUUCGUAUCCGGAAAACCAUUCCUAAGCCAGACCCUAAUCUUACCCCCAUGGGCCUUCCUCGACCCAAAAGGUUGAAAAAAAAGGAGUUUAGUUUAGAAGAAAUCUAUACCAAUAAGAAUUAUAAGUCUCCUCCUGCAAAUAGGUGUUUGGAGACCAUCUUUGAGGAACCCAAGGAACGAAAUGGUACGCUAAUCUCAAUCAGCCAACAGAAGAGAAAACGAGUUCUAGAAUUUCAGGAUUUUACCGUCCCACGAAAGAGGAGAGCUCGUGGUAAGGUCAAGGUGGCAGGCAGCUUUACCAGGGCCCAGAAGGCAGCUCUGCAGAGUCGAGAGCUGGAUGCUCUGUUGAUAAAGAAACUAAUGGAAUUGGAGACCUUUUUUGCCAAGGAAGAGGAGGAGCAGGAGUGACCAUCUGGUUGUUGAGAAGCAAUUCGGUUUGGGGGUCUCGAUUUUAGAUUUUCCAGGCUCCUUGGAAGAGGUUGCCUAAUUUUGCCCUACCGCCCAAACCACUCAGAAUGCAGUCCAUGGAUUUUUACCUAUUUUGAGGUGCAACCUUUUUAGGAAAUGGUGAAGGAGGGUCCUCUGCUUCUACUGCUGAGUACUGAACCUCAGGAAUGCUCCCUUUCUCCUGGAAAUGGUCCUGAAUGACAUCUGGCCUCCUCCCCUCACUCGCCAUCCUCAGGAGGAGGACACAGCACACGUUCAGUAACACUAGGAUUCCAAGGACUCACAGCAUUUGCACGUCUGUGUGAAAGUUCUGCGUUGUUUACGGUGGUGCUAGACCAAGAUUAUUUAGAGACGUGGCCUAGGGAGGGGGACCUGGCGUCCUGUCCUGUGUGGUCUCACCGGCUCAUUUCGGUAGUUGAGGAAAGAUGAGCUGUUGUGUUUCCUAACCUUUGAGUCCGUCUGCCCAGAACUGUGUGUGUGUGUGUGUGUGUGUGUGUGUGUGUGUGUGUGUGUGUGGCUUCUUCCCAUGAUUUUCUCCCCUCUGUGACUGUGGGUCACUAGUGCCAGAGGAGCCCGUCCAGGCCCCAUUCGAAGUAAGUUGCACUUUUUAAUGUUGUGGUGUUGAUUAUUUUCAUUUGUUUUAUUUCCUUUUUUUUUUUUUUUUUUUGUAUUAUUGCUGCAUGUUUGGAGCCUUUAAAUGUGAUUUUAAAACAAUUUUUUUAAGACAUCAAGGAGAAAGACAAUACACGUCUUCAGAAUAUAUGACAGGCAUUUGACCCAGUAUAUCAGUGCAUAGUAUGGGACAAUGGAGAGACAUUUUCCCAUCAUGUGUUUCAAGCAGCCCCUUCCCCAUGUCCACCUUCAGUGUAACCAUUAGAGGGAGUCCUUUUUCAUCUGGGUUCUCAUUCUUGCUCACUAAGUUGAUGUGUUUAUUUUAAUGAUGGAAGUAAGAGCAGGUUUUCCUCCCAACCAUUUAAAAAAUAGGAACGUUGGGUGUGGUCUUAAUGGGUUUUAUCUGAAGUGGUAGCAUAUAACAAAGUUGGGUACAACAGCUCAGGCGGUGAUAAAGUCCAGCCCAGAGUGUUCGCAGCUGUCAGAGCAACUUGCUCCAAAAGUGGGGAGUGAGGACGUGGUUCAGGCCCAGUGAUGCAUCCUUGCAGUGGGAUCAUGAAAUUCCACCGCCAGCCCUCUCGGAGGACACCAUCUUAUUGGGGGAGCUCCUGUGUCAAAUUGGAAAUUUUCCUGGAAGUUUUGUGGAGUGCCAGAGUUAGUGGAGUUCCUUCAUCCGGGCCCGCGGGAGUCUGUGGGCAGAAGGAUGCUGUGUGGAUCAACCAGGCCCAGAGGUGUCAUUCCUUUUCCAUUUAACUCCUGUGUGCCCUUGCCCUGCUUCCCCCGACCUCCUUCCCUUGUGUUUUAUCUUUCUUUCUCUCUUGCUCUCAAAACAAAAGUUCAGAGAACUAACAUUCCUUGGCUGGUAAGUGAGAUGCUACACCCAGCCUCAGGACACUGGUCACCUCUUCCCAUUCUCCUAAGAGCCACUGCUGGGAAGCAUCCACCCAUGGAGACUGUCAGAACUCCAGAGAUAUUUUCAAAGCCAGUCUGUUAGGGAAGAGCGAGUGGUGCCGUCCUGGAGUGUGUCUCCUAGGGUUCCUUUGUCUCCCCAUUUGUGAGUGGGUGGGGAGAUGGGGCGGGGGUGGGGGGUCUCUAUGUGCCUUUCCUUUGCAGGUUGACAGUCUGUGCCGCACUGGAGCAGAAGAACUGACAUGAGCAAGAAAAAAAAUAAAAGUGCCACAUCUGUCUUCUAGGCCCACUGCCUCAGACAUAGCAUUUAGUAAGUGAAAUACAUACCUGGUGACCCAAGGAGGCUUCUAAGGCCAUGGCCAAAUAGCAUUAGAAGAGAGCCACACUUCCACACUGGCUCUGAAUGAUGUGAACUAGAUUCCGUCGUUCUACAUCCGCUUUGCCCAGACUGUAUAGACACGACCUGUGUUUCACCUCAGUACCUCUCCCUUCCUGGGACAGGGUCCUUAGACACUAAAUGCUUCUCUCUGUCUUUUUGCCUAAAGGAGUGGGAUUAGUAAUCCAUUGCACCCUCCAACAGAGAUUUUUAGGGAGUGUUGCUGGACAGCAUGCAAACUCCCAGCAACUCAACAGAGCCCUGUUUGCCAGCUCCGUUGCCAGUGUAGAUGAGUCAGCAGUGCGGCAGCCGUGUCAUCCGGCAGACUGAGGUUGAGUGGGCACAGCUGUGGCAUCACCACCAUUACAGAGACACAAUUUCAAGUUCGCCCUUUAUAGGCAUGGCACUUGGAAGAGCCAGGAGCAGUGAUGUGGAAUGUUGGAGGCAUGGAGGAGGUGGAGGCCUGGGCUCUCUCCUUGUCCUGGCCAUGUGGGAGAGAAGCAGCUCUGAGGCGGCCCUGACUAUCCUUGAAAUUCUUGGCCCGCCCCCUGACUAAGGGGCCUUCCCCUGCUCCCAAGUUAAGAAGGGGCCCCCAUUGCAAACUUGAAAUUGCUUGCCUGAAGUUGAUACAUCAAGUUCUAGCCGCACUCAGCCACACCUGUCUUAGCAUCCAUUGUCGUCAUUGGCCUGGCCAGCUGCAACGCUCUGUGGCCCUCGGAGCCUGUGGAAGCUGCCCACUAUGGGAGGUGUUAGUCGGCCGCUGGCACCCCACCUGCCCAGAGCUACUGGAGGUCUGCUGCUGGGGGCUGGUACAGUUUCUGAGUAUGGGGACUUCCCACCCCAAGUGGUGGGAACUUACAAUUAACUAUAAUUUACUCAGCUAUAACUCAACUCCAGAGGUUUAGUGUUUUUAAUAUGGGAAAGAGAGGAGAAAUCUCAGGUCCAAUCAGGGUUCUGCCCAUCAGCUUUUCACUGAAACUUCAAAUGUGGGUUGUUGUUUUUUCAUCUUUCAAUUUAUAGCUAUAUUUGCCCCUCAUCUGCUCCCCACCCACUUUCCCCUUCUCUUUUGGUCACCUUUCCAGCUUUAUUUCUCCAUUAGUUUAAAUUUACCUCAUCACCUAUUCAAGCAAAUUAUGUCCACUUUUUCUUAGUGACCUUACUCUAAGAGCUACAGCUGAGGGAGGUACAGUGGAAAGACAUGUAGCGUUUGCCUUACUUGGAGCCUGAAGAGCUUAGAAACUCAUGCUGUGAAUCCCAAAACUCAGCGCUCCUUCAAGAGCUGUGAAAAUCAUGACACUUUGUCACAGUUUUGCCUGAAAGGGUCUUUUGCGUGGGCACCAGAGCCAACCUGAGGUAAAUUCCAGAUCCUACGCUCUGGGCAUGAUCCCUCCCCCCAGGGCUCACUCCCUGCCCACCAGACCGAGAGCAUGUAGGGGAUGCGGGACCGGGGCAGCAGAGCCAAGGCUUUGGUGCAGCCUAAUGGAACGCACAGCCAGCGCUCCGUCCCCAGGCUGGGAUUCCAUCUCAUAAUACCAUGUACGGUAAGAUCCACGGAAGACCAACUUUUAGUCAGUGAUACUUUUCUCCCAUCACCUGAGGGAGGAGUAUGCAGUUGGUGCUUUCUUAAAUUCCCUUGUUUUGUUUUUUUUGUUUGUUUCGGGAAGCUUUUCCCCUGGUAUCAUGGAAAGGACCUUUUAAACACCACGUUGUGGGUGGCUGUAUCCAAAGUCUAAAUAAUUGGCCAGAGGUAUGGAGUAGCCUUUCCUGGAUUCAUGCAAGGGAAGAGCUCCUUACCACAACUGCACUCAUUAAUGUAAACAGCUGGCUUCGGAGGAAGGCUUAGUUUUAUGAAAAUCAAAGUUUUAUAUUAUCUAACCACAAAUUGAGCAGCAAACGCUAAUUUGAUUAUAAAGUGAGGGUCCCCACAUAGCCCGCCAUCUAGCACGGUAUAUACUCAGAUUUGAUGGCUUGUUCGUUGUGUGUCUUCAUGAGCCCCUCCCUGGUGCUGAAUUGGAUCUGAAUUCUUGGCGAGAGACCUCAGCAUCUCCUUGGGCAGGUCUGGGCCAGUAAAUAGCUGCCUGAAGUGUUUAUAUAUUAUCAUGGUCAAUAGUUCAGUGAAAUUUGUACAUUUUUGGUAACAUUGGCAUACAAGAUGCCCCUGCAUUUCCUUUUCUGUUUGGUAGUUUGUGACUCUAAAAUUCCCACUGUUAUGUGUGUUAAUUUAUGAAAAUAAAUUUUUUUUUUUGAAAACCU
This is a messenger RNA of Mirounga angustirostris (Northern elephant seal), 15150 nucleotides long. RefSeq names its product proline rich 14 like (gene PRR14L). The transcript is spliced from 9 exons. The coding region runs from base 4563 to 10961 and encodes 2132 amino acids. NCBI's taxonomy places the organism in Eukaryota, Metazoa, Chordata, Mammalia, Carnivora, Phocidae. The record is from RefSeq and is a predicted model, not a curated record.